Molecule: messenger RNA, 201 nt
Organism: Colletotrichum abscissum
Lineage: Eukaryota; Fungi; Ascomycota; Sordariomycetes; Glomerellales; Glomerellaceae
Exons: 2
Coding region: 1-201 (66 amino acids)
Source: RefSeq, a predicted model, not a curated record
AUGCAACUGUCUACCAUUAUUUUUGCUCUCUUUGCAGGCGUUGCCUUCGCCAGCCCUGCUAGUCUCGAGAUUCGCCAGACAACCAAUACAGCUUGCGAUCUUUGCCGCAAAGAUUGCUUCUUUGGGAAAGGAAGCAAUGCCGUCUUUGAGAAGUGUUUGAACACAUGCAAUAAGGACUUGGGUUGCACGCUUACACCUUAA